Messenger RNA from Eubalaena glacialis (North Atlantic right whale), 1872 nucleotides. It is a transcript of the gene HSF2BP, whose product is annotated as heat shock transcription factor 2 binding protein. The transcript has 8 exons. NCBI's taxonomy places the organism in Eukaryota, Metazoa, Chordata, Mammalia, Artiodactyla, Balaenidae. Gene Ontology annotation, cellular component: cytosol. The record is from RefSeq and is a predicted model, not a curated record. The coding region runs from base 446 to 1411 and encodes 321 amino acids.
GGAUUGGGAGCGUGAGCUUGUGGGUCCGCCCGCGGGCCUGGAGGGCACGCACGCCGGGGACUCGGCGGUGUCGGCUCGCGGCCAGCUUCAGAUAGACGAAGUCCUAGUUGUGGGGGAACCGUUACCUUUGAACGCACAGGCUGCACCUUGUUUUGCGAACUCUGUGGGCGUGUAGGAGCAGGGCAAUGGACUCGGUGAUGUCUCCCAGUUCAUGGUGGUCGUCUCAGUUACGUAGCAGCCGGCUGGACGAAGGCCCCCUACCGGGGCCGACCUCCCGAGCGGCCUGUGGUCGGAAAGCCUCAGCCUUUGCUCAUGGAGCUUGGGCUGAGCGCGGGUGCCGGGCCGCCGGCCGCUGGUUCCCUUGAACGCAUCGCCCCUUGGUCUGACAUCCCCCGCCAAACAGGAGAGGCCUGAUUCGAUUUAUUUCACAGGACACUUACACCAUAUGGGAACUAAAGAAGAAUUUGUUAAAGUCAGAAAGAAGGACCUGGAACGACUGACAACUGAAGUGAUGCAAAUACGGGACUUCUUACCCAGAAUACUAAACGGGGAAGUGCUGGAAAGCGUCCAGAGAUUAAAGAUUGUAGAAAAAAACCUGGAAAGGAAAGAGCAAGAGUUAGAGCAACUGAGAAUGGAUUGUGAGCACUUCAAAGCCCGCCUGGAGUCUGUGCAAGAGGACAGCGUGAGAGAGAAGAAGGAGAAACUGGCUCUUCGACAGCAGCUGAAUGAAGCAAAGCAGCACCUCCUGCAGCAGGCAGAGUACUGUACAGAAAUGGGCGCAGCAGCCUGUACCAUUUUGUGGGGCGUCUCCAGCAGUGAGGACGCGGUCAAAGCCAUUCUGGGAGGGGAUAAAGCUUUGAAGUUUUUCAACAUCACUGGUCAAACAAUGGAGAGUUUUGUGAAGUCACUGGAUGGGGAUGUCAAGGAGCUGGAUUCUGAUGAAAAUCAGUUUGUUUUUGCUUUGGCUGGAAUCGUAACAAAUGUAGCUGCCAUAGCAAGUGGUCGUGAAUUCCUGGUUAACUCAAGUCGGGUGCUCUUGGACACCAUACUGCAGCUUCUGGGAGACUUGAAACCGGGACAGUGCACCAAACUCAAAGUGUUAAUGCUGAUGUCCCUGUACAACGUGAGCAUCAAUUUGAAAGGCUUGAAGUACAUUAGUGAGAGUCCAGGAUUCAUCCCUUUGUUGUGGUGGCUUCUGAGCGAUCCAGACACAGAGGUGUGUCUUCAUGCGCUGCGCCUUGUCCAGUCUGUGGUUCUGGAGCCAGAAGUCUUCUCCAGGUCGGCCUCAGAGUUCCGGAGUUCCCUGCCCCUGCAGCGCAUCCAGGCCAUGGCCAAGAGCCGCAACCCUCACCUGCAGGCCGUGGCCCAGGAGCUCCUGGAGGACCUGCGCACUCUGGAGUGUGAUGCGUAGGGGUGCUCAGCGCCGGCAUCUUCUCCCUGGGUCCCCACUUUGUCUUCUAAAGCCACCAGCCGUGUGCCAUGUGUUACAGAUAGCAAAUGUGAUGCCUAGAGAUGGCUGUGUAUUGAGACGUAUCUACCUGACUUGCUCCUGGAAGUGAACGUGCUUGUGGGUGGUUGGUUAAUCUUGCCAGAGGUGAGCUUGAGAAAGGGUCCAUUCUUCCGUGAAGACCCAUGUCAGCUGCAUCCGGAAGAGGGCCUUCUCAGAGUGGCUCCUGCUGCCCAGGAGACCCUGAGACCUGUCGGUUCCCCCCUAAAAGCGGAAGGUUGAAUAACCGCCUACCCCGUUGGUCAGCGUUUUCCUGAGAUACGUUUCUUGAAAAACAAUUCAUUCGCUCUCUAAUAAUUAUAAUUAAUCCCCCCCCAGCACCCAGUUCAAGUUUACCUUUAAAUCUUUCGGUGAACCUGCUAUUU